Molecule: messenger RNA, 864 nt
Organism: Macrosiphum euphorbiae (potato aphid)
Lineage: Eukaryota; Metazoa; Arthropoda; Insecta; Hemiptera; Aphididae
Source: the annotation of a GenBank genome assembly
AUGGAUCCUGCUUUGCUGAGAGAAAGAGAAUUAUUCAAACUUAAGGCUUCAGCUAUUCCUGUUGUUGAAAAAAGGUUAAGAGAAGACAAUAGCAACAAAGAUGAGUUUAAAAGGAAAUCAAAACCAUUACCAUCUAUGCCAAGACCACCUUCGCCCCCAAACACUUCAAGUUCAUUGAAUAGCUACAAGUCAUAUGGGCAAAGUUCUCAAUAUAAAUUUGGUGUGCUAACCAAAAUAGUUAAGUAUAUUAGAGCUCGACAUCAGGAUGGAGAUGAUCAUCCGUUAACAUUAGAUGAAUUACUGGAUGAAACUAAUCAAUUAGAUGUGGGAACUAAAGUGAAAACGUGGUUAGAAACUGAAGCACUACCAGGCAAUCCUAAAAUUGAACGUACACCUGAUGGAAAAUAUAUGUUCAAGCCUCCUUAUAAACUUAAAGACAGAAAAGCUUUGUUUAAAGUAUUGAAACAACAAGAUUUGAAAGGUUUAGGAGGAAUUAUGAUGGACGAUAUUCAAGAAUCAUUACCUAAUUGUGAAAAAGCCCUCAAGCAUCUACAUAAUGAAAUAUUAUAUGUUUGUCGGCCUGGGGAUAAAAAAAAAGUUAUGUUUUACAACGACAAAUCUGCAACUAUUGAUAUUAAUGAAGAUUUUAAAAAAAUGUGGAGGAGCAUUGCAGUGGAAAAUAUGGACGAUGAAAAGAUUGAGGAACAUUUGGAGAAACAGGGUAUAAGUUCCAUGCAAGAUAAUGGUAUCAAAAAAGUAAAUCAUGUAAAACGGAAGAAACCAGUGACCAAGAAAAGAUUAUCAAAGAGACCAAGGGAUAAUGAACAUUUAGCAAAUGUGUUGGAAGAUUAUGAUACAUUGUAA